Molecule: messenger RNA, 629 nt
Organism: Paramecium tetraurelia
Lineage: Eukaryota; Ciliophora; Oligohymenophorea; Peniculida; Parameciidae
Exons: 2
Biological process (GO): translational elongation
Molecular function (GO): GTP binding; GTPase activity; translation elongation factor activity
Source: RefSeq, a predicted model, not a curated record
AAUUUUAAUACCAUUUAAAUUUACUUCAUUCUCAUAAAAGAAAAUAUAUAAUUAUAAUGUAAAUACAAAGAAAAGAUCAUAGCAAAUUGGCAAUAAUUGGAAAUGUUGAUUCUGGUAAAUCAACCUUAGUUGGUGUAUUAACAAAAGGAAUUUUGGACGAUGGAAGAGGAGGUGCAAGAGAACGUGUCUUCAAUUAUAAACAUGAGAAGGAAAAUGGAAGGACUUCAUCUGUGGCCUAGGAGAUUAUGGGCUUCGAUGAGAAUUUGAAAUAGGUGUUACCUGAGAGAUUCAAUCAAAAUAAAAACAAAUACUGGAGUUAAGUUGUAGAGAAGAGUGAAAAGAUUGUGACCUUCUUAGAUCUAUGUGGUCAUGAGAAAUAUUUGAAAACCACUAUUUUUGGUUUAGUAGCAAUGAUCCCUGAUUACUCUUUGAUCAUUGUAGGCGCAAAUAUGGGUGUGUCAAAGAUGACAAGGGAACAUUUAGGUGUCAGUCUCUUUCUUAAAAAUACCAUUCGCCAUCGUCUUGACAAAAGUGGACAUAGCACCCUAAAAUAUUUACAACGAAACUAUAGAACAUAUCAAAUCUCUGAUAAAGAGUCCUGCGAUUAAAAGAACUCCAAUAUAAUUUGA